GGUACUGUACAAUAUGCAUUGGAUUGCCACUGUCGGGACGCUAGAAGCUACUAUCUGCCACAUUCGGCGUUUCGGCGAUAUGAUUUUCUCCCUCAAACGCUGCUUCCACUAGGAUAUAAGGGAGAGAUGUUAUUAAGAUACAAAGAGCGCGACGGUGGAGGGGGCAUUUUUGUUUUUCCCCCCGGCUACCCAAAACGCCUCUCAUACAAAACCUGGCGAAAGUGGCACUUGAUUGUGGCACUUGACCAGGCAUCAUGUCUUUCAGGUGAGUCGGGUGCUGCUUCCUGAUGAUGAUGAUGCAUCGAGGACACUCACUGACACGGUCCCUCUCACCCAGACAAGACAAACUUGUCCUGCUGCUGGAGACCGGUACCUCGUCCCAAGUCCGUCAAACAGCAGCGAAACAAUUGGCUGAACUGGUCAUCAAGACAUUUCGAGCGACGCUGGAUCCUAAACGAGAGAAUGAAGGAACGUCCUCCGAAAAUCAGUCCAACACCAUGACUAUCCAUGGUCAAGUGAACGAAGAUGACGCUUGGAAUCAAGUCCUCGACACCAUCUCCAAAAUCUUACCCCUGCUUCAAUCCAAAUCGUCAGAUGCGAGGUAUGCAGCGUCCACCGCGCUAGGUCUAUUAGCCAAGUCCUUGCCCGAGUAUACACCCAUACAUCCAAUCGCGUCCUCGAGUACAUCUCAAGCCAUAAACUUGCAUGCUCUCUUAAAAGAUGGUCAAUUGUUGCUCGCUUCCGCAGGAAGAGAAUACAUCGCCAAAGUCUCCAAAGCCGAUCGAGCGAAAAGGAAAAAGGCAAUGAUGGGGUCUUUGGGUCUCGGCGGAGGAGUCGGAUGGGGUGAAGAUGUUGACAAGGAGAUAGGUGAUGAGGAAGAGGAGGAUGGAGACGCGGAAACUGGAGUGAAUGGUGAAUCUGCGGAGAGGGUCGAAGCCUCAACAUCGGAUCCGUUCGAAGGUCUGAGUGCAAGACAGAUCACCAUGCUCAAGAGGAAAAAGGGGAACAUUGUGGAAGAGGCCAACAAACUUCGUCGGUUAAAUCAGGCGAAUAGUGCUGGUCCACCUGGAUCAACCCAAUCUUCAAACACCUCCACGCCAGGUGCCACGACGCCGAUAGAUACCGACAAGCCAGAAAGCGUGAUCAUAGAUCCAGGUGCUAAAGCGAGAGCAGCUGCUGCAUCCACACCAGCAUCCACUUCUGGAGGAGCCAUCGAAAUCUCCUUGGACAAUUUUGAUGCGGAUGGAAAUCUCAUCGCUGAGUCAUCCAAACCAACAUUGGUUCUCAGCCCUGGGACCACACCAUGGACUUUGACCAUCUGCACCCUCUUACCUCGACUGAACGACCCCAUGUGGCAAGUCCGACACGGUGCAGCUCUGGGCAUCAUGGAUCUCCUGCGUCAUGUAGGCGCUUCGCUCUCAUCUGAUCUCCUGUUAGAGCUCGGUCGAUCUCUACUGUCUCUCUUGGCGAUGGAUCGUUUCGGCGACUUCGUAGGAGAUACCGUCAUUGCUCCCGUGCGAGAGACUGCAGCUCAAGCGCUCGGUGUCCUGCUCAAGUAUUUGGUGGACCCAGAGACUAUAUCUGAAGUUCAUGGGACCCUUAUGGAGAUGAUCAGACAGUCUUGGGCGAAGCGUGGAAAGGCUGCUGAGGGUCUCGGGCGAGGUGAUAAAUUCGCCUGGGAGGUGAGGCAUGCGGGACUCUUGGGAGUCAAGUAUGAAGUUGCUGUGAGGGGAGACCUGCUAGGACCAUCCAAGGUCGAGGCCGAAAUGGUCAAAACGGAGGAUGUCAAAAUGGAGGACAUCAAGCCCGAUAUCAACGGGGACGGUGCGACUAAUGGCAAUGGGCCACACGGAAAAGGCCUGGACAUUUUGCAUGAUGUCGUCGAUGCCGCGGUCUUGUCGAUGACAGAUGUAGACGAUGACGUGAGAAGCGUCGCGGCUUCGGCUCUACUCCCGAUCACUGGCAUCCUUGCUCGGUCCUUGUCAUCAGAAGAGCUCGGAAGCCUUUUGACGACCCUCUGGGGAUGUCUGCAAGGGGGCAGCGACGACCUUGGGAGCAGCACUGGAGCUGUCAUGGAACUCUUGUGCGAGAUGUUCACCCAUGAUGCCGUCAUGAAUAUGACUUCCGCUCAGACUGACUACUUUUCCCGCCUGUUCGCCUUCAUCCGACAUCCUAUCUAUUCAGUCAGACUGUCCGUGGCCAAGAUGCUCCAUGUCCUCGCUACUGAUCCUCGACUGGCGCCACGGACGAAAUGGAUGCAAGAGUCUUUUCCGUGUCACCUGUAUCAAAAUCUGAUACUGGAGGAGCGAUCCGACAUUCGGGCAUUGUGUCUCUCAGCACUACGAGCGGUGUUACAAGACACUCGAGCUGAAGCUCGAUUUGACAUGCUGGAAGAUCACCUCGAGGACUGGUACGGGCUCGCCAUGACACCUAUCGGAGUUUCAAUAGACGAAGGGCUACUGUACAAGGCUCAGGGAAACAGGACUGGACAUAAUAUCGACAAGCCCUUGAUCGCUGGAGAUUUGUCACUCGUGCCCGCGGAAGCAGUCAUGGAAAGGCGUCUGGACGCUGCAAAGGCGCUGGCCCUCUUCAGGCUGUACGAAUCCGACGAGGACAUGACAUUCUUGCAACGGUAUCUUGGGUCCAACUCAGCGCAUCAGACCUUCAUGGCGACUGUCAUCAUUCAAGAGUGGGUCGCUCAGAUUACUGCUGGAUAUGUCAAAUCUGAGACAAAUGGACAUGAAAUCAAAGACGAAAUCAAGCUGGAAGAGUCAGCCGUGUCGACCGUGUUCGACAUUGAAACGGCCAGACCACUCGUCAAUGUCUUGAUCGCCCGAAUAGAGGCGCCGCCACCUUCGACUUACUACGAAAUGGAUGUCAACCUCCAGCGAAUACACAAAGAGUGUCAGGCCCUGCUGAACGCUUUCCAUGUGGAAGCCAAAGUACCAAAGGCCAAGAUACCUGCCUUGCCGCUCAAGGGCUUCACCUUGGCAACUGCCCAGAAUGUUGUCACUGAGCAUGUGGACCUCUUGUCUCGCACACUCUCUACCCCUCUCGCCAAGACGAUAUUGCCGGGCUUGAAGGAUCGACAGCGCAAAGUUAUGGGAUCGAUCGGAUUCUCCAGUAUCAUGAAAGAGCGCUAUGAUAUCAUGGUCGCCGCCGGAGUCGCUGGAGCGCUCAUUUCCAUCGGCCAGAUGCCAACAAAGAUAGGACCCGUCAUUAAAGCUGUCAUGGACGGGGUGAGGAAAGAAGAGAUGGAGGUCAUCCAGAUCCGAGCAGCGAGGUCAGUCGCUGGAUUCGUCGCCUAUGCCUAUUCACCUCGAUUUGCUGGCAAAGUCAAUCCUGUUGACAAAGUCGUCAAGAAUCUCUUCACAUUCCUCAACCAAGAUACGAGCAUGACCCCAGUGUUCAAUCCUGCGAUCGAUACCAAUCAGAUCAUAUCCCUCAGCGAGGACAAGCCUGCGUCUGUCACACGCGCUGCUGGAGGUGUCACCGUCGCCGAAGAGACGGAAGAGCAGAUCUUGAUGCGCGUCACUCGCCGCGGAGCGCUUUACGCGUUUAAACGUCUGGCGGAUGAAUUUGGACCCCGGCUAUUCGAUACUGUUAUCAAGGUCUGGGAAGGUCUCGCAUCGCCUCUGAACGUGUUCUCUACUGCGGAUCCAGAAGAGGUAAACAAGCAAUUACUCGAGGGUCAGAACGGGCAAAAUGCCAUUGACGCCUUGUCUUCCUUGCGUCUCACUGUACCGUAUCUGGACCAAUCCCUGCACGAUCAACUAUCGGACCUCUUCCCCUUGGUCAUCUCGGCCCUCGGGAGUUUUCAUCCGCAAAUCCGGAACGCAGCUGCGAAGUGUAUCGCUGGCAUGUGCGAUUAUAUGACUGAUCAAGGUAUGAGACGAGUAGUUGAUCAUAUCGUUCCUAUGGUCAGCGAUGCCAAACAGGUCUGCUCUCGACAAGGGAGCGUUGAGGCUAUACACCAUAUCAUCAAGGUCUUGGACAUGAAGGUCUUGCCGUAUAUCCUGUUCCUGAUCGUGCCUGUCCUUGGACGGAUGAGUGAUCCGGAUGAACCAACAAGACUACUGGCCACGAGUACAUUUGCUCAGUUGAUCAAGAUGGUCCCACUGGAGGCUGGUCUUCCCGACCCUCCCAAUUUCUCUACGGAGCUUCUCGCUAAGCGUGAUGAAGAGCGCGCUUUCCUCAUGCAGUUGCUAGACGGGAACAAGGCCGAACAGUACGAGAUACCUAUCAGCAUCAAGGCGGACUUGAGACAGUAUCAACGCGAGGGAGUUAGUUGGCUGGCUUUCUUGGCCAAAUACCAGCUUCAUGGGAUCCUGUGUGAUGACAUGGGCCUAGGGAAAUCUCUCCAAUCCAUUUGUAUCGUCGGCAGUAAGCAUCAUGAAAGAGCAGCAAGACACAAGUCCUCGCCGUCACCCGCAACGGCCCAUCUACCCUCUUUGAUCGUUUGCCCGCCAACUCUGACUGGACAUUGGUACUAUGAGAUCCUGAAAUUCACCGACGAUCUCAAGCCGCUGCAAUAUGUCGGGUCAGGUGGAGAACGAGCGGCUCUGCGACCCAAGAUCAAAAGCGUCGACGUCGUGAUCACAUCCUACGAGACUGUGCGAUCAGACAUCGAAGAAUUGUCCAAGAUCGAUUGGUUAUACUGCGUUCUGGACGAAGGACACAUUAUCAAGAAUGCAAAGACCAAGCUAUCAGCAGCGGUGAAAAAGCUCAAAGCUCAACAUCGACUCUUAUUGUCCGGUACGCCGAUCCAGAACAACGUGCUGGAAUUGUGGAGUUUAUUCGACUUCUUGAUGCCUGGAUUCCUUGGCAGCGAGAGGGUGUUCAACGAUCGAUUUUCAAAGCCUAUCCUUGCUGAUCGAGAGGGGAAAGCCACGCCGAAGGAGCGAGACGCAGCUGCGGCGGCUCUGGAGGCUUUGCACAAGCAAGUCUUGCCGUUCCUUCUCCGCCGACUCAAAGAAGAUGUCCUGAAUGACCUACCACCCAAGAUCAUCCAGGACUACUAUUGUGAUCUCUCGCCUGUCCAGAAAGCGCUAUACGACGAGUUUUCCAAAUCCCGCGCCGCUGAAGAAGUGGGUGAAGAGGUGACAGGCGAGGACGGUAGCGGAGGACAGACCCACGUCUUUACGAGCUUACAGUACCUGCGCAAACUCUGCAAUCACCCUUCGUUGGUCGUUCAAGGUCAUGAAGAUUGGCUCAAAGUCAAAUCCAAGGUCCCUGACGCUCUACCCCUCACGGACAUUUCCAACGCUCCGAAGCUCGAGGCUUUGCGUCAAUUGCUCACGGAUUGCGGGAUAACUGGUUCAAAGACGGACGAAUCGACAGGAAGUCAACAUCGAGUGUUAAUCUUUUGUCAACUCCGGACCAUGUUGGACAUUAUCGAAUCGCAUCUCUUCAAACCUUUGAUGCCUCACCUGACUUAUAUGCGAAUGGACGGCUCGACCGAACCUCGAAAACGACAUGCCGUGGUUCAGACAUUCAAUGCAGACCCCAGGAUUGAUGUCCUCCUCCUGACUACGUCUGUGGGAGGUCUCGGAUUGAAUCUCACGGGAGCGGAUACCGUCAUCUUUGUCGAUCACGAUUGGAAUCCUAUGAAGGAUCUCCAAGCUAUGGAUCGAGCGCAUCGGUUAGGUCAGAAAAAAGUGGUCAACGUCUAUCGAUUGAUCACCAAGGGAACGCUGGAAGAGAAGAUUAUGGGAUUACAGCGGUUCAAGCUCAAUAUCGCAAGCUCUGUCGUGACUCAACAGAACGCAGGGUUGGGCAGUAUGAACACUGGCGAAGUUUUGGAUCUGUUCAAGGUCUCCAGUGAACCUGUACAAAAGGCUGCUAGCGCCAUAAGAUCCUCGAAGGGUGGGUCUCGACCUGAACCAUGUGACACUUUCAGACUGACUAAUAUACUGCGUAGACUGGAAGACCUGCCGCCCGAAGACGAGUACUCCGAAUUGUCGAUGGCAAAUUUCAUGAGCAAGAUAUAG
This is a messenger RNA of Kockovaella imperatae, 5990 nucleotides long. RefSeq lists its product as hypothetical. Gene Ontology annotation, molecular function: ATP hydrolysis activity; ATP-dependent chromatin remodeler activity; DNA binding. NCBI's taxonomy places the organism in Eukaryota, Fungi, Basidiomycota, Tremellomycetes, Tremellales, Cuniculitremaceae. The transcript is spliced from 9 exons. The record is from RefSeq and is a predicted model, not a curated record. The coding region runs from base 288 to 5990 and encodes 1900 amino acids.